This is a messenger RNA of Drosophila novamexicana, 2114 nucleotides long. RefSeq names its product pyruvate kinase. Gene Ontology annotation, cellular component: cytoplasm. The coding region runs from base 303 to 1964 and encodes 553 amino acids. The transcript is spliced from 2 exons. The record is from RefSeq and is a predicted model, not a curated record. Gene Ontology annotation, biological process: glycolytic process. NCBI's taxonomy places the organism in Eukaryota, Metazoa, Arthropoda, Insecta, Diptera, Drosophilidae. Gene Ontology annotation, molecular function: magnesium ion binding; pyruvate kinase activity; potassium ion binding.
UCAAAAUUUCGCUAUUCGGUUCGUUGAUUGCGCGGUUCGCAUCUCGUGCGUCUGCGCCUAAGCACAGUCUGCCGCCAUGGGCACCUGUAGAUUCAUCUGGCUACUCCAAUGAUGCCAAGGCGAAAACUGAAGACAAGCCAAAGGUGCGUCUGGAUCGCGGUCCAUUUGCCUCGCAAUUGGAUUACAAGUCCAGACUGCAAUUUAAUGCGCCCAAAUUGGCUUACCCGCUGAGCGGCAUCAUAUGUACUAUUGGGCCCGCCACAAAUAAAGUGGAAACCUUGGUUAAGCUCAUCGAGGCCGGGAUGCGCGUGGCGCGCUUGAAUUUCUCCCACGGCUCACAUGAAUAUCAUUGUCAGACCAUAAAAGCGGUGCGGGAGGCCGUGAAUUGCUAUGCACAGCAGAUCAGCGCGUAUAAGCCGGUGGCUAUUGCAUUGGACACCAAGGGACCGGAAAUACGUACGGGUCAGCUAUCAGGUUCCGAUACGGCCGAAAUUGAACUUAAGCAAGGAGAUAAAAUCAAGCUAUCCACUAAUAAAAGCUUGGAGGCGUCAGGCAGCAAGGAUGGCAUCUACGUAGACUAUCCCAAAUUGCCCAAGAUCGUCAAGCCCAGAAAUUUGAUAUUUAUUGAUGAUGGGCUUAUUUCGUUGAUUGUUAAGGAAGUAAGCGGCGAGGAGGUUGUGUGCCAGGUGCUUAAUGGCGGAAAAAUCGGAUCUCGCAAAGGUGUUAAUCUUCCCGGUAUUCCAGUCGAUUUGCCGAGCCUUUCCGACAAGGAUGUAUGCGAUUUGCAGUUUGGCAUAGAGCAGGAUGUAGACAUGAUCUUUGCUUCGUUUAUACGUAAUGCUACAGCCUUAGCCGAAAUCCGCGAGGUGCUGGGACCCAAGGGAAAGCGAAUAAAAAUUAUAUCCAAGAUUGAGAAUCAACAGGGUAUGCAAAAUAUUGAUGCUAUCAUUGCAGCGUCAGACGGUAUUAUGGUGGCUCGUGGUGAUCUUGGUAUCGAGAUACUCACCGAAGAAGUCGUUCUAGCCCAAAAGUCCAUAAUUGCCAAAUGCAACAAGGUGGGCAAACCAGUUAUCUGUGCCACCCAAAUGCUGGACUCCAUGAUUGGCAAGCCGAGACCAACUCGAGCCGAGGCGUCAGAUGUCGCCAAUGCCAUAUUUGAUGGCGCCGACUGUGUAAUGUUGUCCGGCGAAACGGCCAAGGGCAAGUUUCCUGUGGAGUGCAUCAAAUGCAUGGCGAAUAUCUGCGCAAAGGUGGAAAACGUUCUAUGGUACGAGCGCCUGCAAAACGAUUUAAGGAGCUCCAUGAAAGCGUCAAUGUCGGACAACAUAUUGGCGAUUACUUCGGGCAUCACUGAAAUCGCUACCUUGGGCCAAGCCAAUGCCAUAGUUAUAGCUAGCCCAAGUCCGGUUGUGGCACAGCUGGUAAGUCAGUUUCGACCAAAAUGUCCGAUUGUCUUUCUUACGGGCAGUCCAAGAAGAGCACGACAGUCAAUUAUUUUUCGCGGAGUGUAUCCGAUUGUUCCUGAGGAAAUGGUAAACGGUUGCAAGGAUUUUGCGCGCAUUCUGACAGCGGGCAUUGAGGAAAUGACCAAGAUGCAAAUUGUAGAUGCGGACAAGCCUAUGAAACUUAUGAUUGUAAAUGCCUUGGAGGCAGAAAAGAUAUCCUUCCGUCUCUUGUACGUUAAGCACAAGUCUGAGGAAGAAAAAUGCAAAGAAGCUGCCGAAGCGAAAGCAAGGCUCAUCAAAGCUGAAGAGAAAAAAAGCCAAAAACGAAAAAGUUGUGCAAAGAAGUCAGAUCAAAGCAAAUCGCCAGAGCAGAUCGAAAGGUGUAAAAAGCUGGCCGAAAAACGGGAAAAGUUACAGAAAGCCAAAACUAGCAAGUCUCCAUCCAAUGAUGAAGAAAAAUUGAGAAAAUGCAUGGCCAUUUUGGCUGAAGCAAAUAAAGAGAAAGACGAUAAGUGCUAAUUGGUGUAGAAAGCCUGGUAGAACAGAUCAAAUUACUAAUGGGAUCAAUAUUUUUAGUAUAAGCCGAAGAGCCUUUAAGGAAAAUUUCCUUUUACUACUUAUAUAUAAUACAAUAUGUUAUUUAAUUUUGUCCAAUAAAAAUCCUAACGU